AUGGUUGGAAUUGCACAGACAGAGCAGUUAACGGCAUUGGCCGCUACCACCGUCAUCGUACACCCACUUGUUCUACUCUCUGUUGCAGAUCAUCACGGUCGAACGAGCGCACGAGCGUCGAAUAAGCGCGUAAUUGGAGUGCUACUCGGGCAGGACAACGGCAAGACGAUCAAUGUCGCCAACUCGUUUGGAAUUCCGUUUGAGGAAGAUGAAAAGGACCCAAAGACAUGGUUCUUGGACCAUAAUUACAUCGAAAGCAUGGCGGAAAUGUUCAAAAAAGUAAACGCAAGGGAAAGAAUGAUCGGAUGGUAUCAUACAGGUCCUCAACUCCGCGCUUCCGACCAGGAAAUCAACGAUGUCUUCAAACGAUACAUCCAGCGACCCGUCCUGGUCAUCGUAGACACACGACAGUCUACUGUAGGAAUUCCUACAGAAGCAUACUUUUCCGUUGAGGAGAUCAAAGACGAUGGCACCGAGUCGAAGCGAACCUUCUUCCAUGUCCCAUCUGCAAUUGAAGCGGAAGAGGCUGAAGAGAUUGGCGUCGAGCAUCUCUUACGCGACAUCAAAGACUCGACUACCACCACUUUGGCGACACGCGUGACACAACAAGCCGAUUCCCUACGAGCUUUGCAAUCGAGAAUACGAGACCUGCGCGACUAUCUCCUCCAAGUGGCCCAGGGUAAAUUGCCCGUGAACCAUCAGAUUACCUAUCUCCUUCAAGACGCACUCAAUCUCCUCCCCGACCUCUCAAAUCCGCUCACCACCGGUAGUUUUAUCAGCAAUACCAACGACCAGCUCCUCGUCGUCUACUUGAGCAGUCUCGUUAGGGCGGUUAUCGCUCUACAUGCUCUGGUCGACAACAAGGCGCAGAAUAGCAGAAGCGAGGCCGAAGAAGCGAAAAAGAACGAGGCUAGUGCACUCGGCAAAGACAAGGAAAAGUCAAAAGACUCGAAGGAGGAAAAAGCUAAGACGUCUUGA
Serendipita indica DSM 11827 is the source of this 978-nucleotide messenger RNA. NCBI's taxonomy places the organism in Eukaryota, Fungi, Basidiomycota, Agaricomycetes, Sebacinales, Serendipitaceae. The record is from the annotation of a GenBank genome assembly.